GAUAACUCAAUUUUUUUUUUGACGUUAAAUUUACAUUCCCCAUUUAGGGAAGCGAAAAUAUUUUUCGGUAGCGCUUUUAUAAAUUAUCUAACAAGUGUUUGUAGUAUCUUCAAUGUCUGAUUAGAUUAUGUACGAGUGCAGUCGUUGUGGUAAUCGAAGAAGCAGCUUGAAUCCUCACGCUAGCGACAAGUUCCGAUUCGAAAAGGAGGAUUACAUAGAGGGCGCCUCCAGUUGGUGCGACCUUUGCAGGGAACUGACCUUCUUUAUAAAGUGCCAAAUUGGCACGGACCCAGUACAGAUACUAUUUAAAAGCAGUUUGGAAAAUAUAUCUUCUGAAACGCCUUCAGGUAUCGCCAAUUCAAGAUCCGAUAUCCAGAAUUCACAGGCCGCCACUCUGGCUGAUCGUGUCAAUAAUUGGGCCGUCGAGGCCGUAGAUCCUCCAAAGGAAGUUGGAUCUUUUUGUGUACUGCCCAAUAGGCAUGGCUAUUUGAUUCGCAAUCAGCAAAGCGAGGAUACUGAUGAGAAAACGCCGGAAACUUCACAUAACGUGACUCCAGCAUCGAGCUUGCAGCCAAUGCAAAGCAAUGCCGGCAAUUCACGCGACUCAAGUCCUGCUGAAGUGUCCAAGAAAGCAUCAUCGGUCGAGGGAAGUACAAAAACUUCAAAGAUUAAGGGCAUUGAACUCUUGCGAGCCACUCCUCCGGAUCAUUUGAAAUCGGUGCUACCCCUUGAACAGGAUAUUCGUCUUUCACAGGAUAACCCUUUUGCCAAAACUGGCGGGGAUAGCGAUGAACAGAAACUAAAAUCUAAAACAUCUGCCGAAGAGAUUAAAAGUUCUGAUUCUACUUCCAAACCUUAUGGUCCAAGUCUGACCGUCAAGGACGUAAAGAAGUUACAGCGUCGCUACUGUUCAGAUAGAUCUUCCCAACCAGGAACUUCCCAGCAAGCCAAGGCACAGGCUGCAUCCGGCAGUCACUACAAAUUCCGGGAACCCGCCAAAAAGUUUUCUACCAUAUUUGAAAUGCAAAGGAAGCUCUUAGAGAAACGCCGAAAAAUGAAAAAGUUGGCCUUAGUACGGAUGAAACUAGAUGCGGAAUGUGAGAUGACACGAAGGGAACUGAGUAUCCUGGAGAGAAAGAAUCAUCGGGAGUCAAUGGGUCAAAGUAAACGACAGAGUGGUGGCGCGCACUUUACAUUGUCACGUCUUGUAUCUGAAAUGAAAAGUGAAAAACAACAACAAGAAAAGGGCAAAAAGUUGUUCAAGAAAGAUGUUCUAGGGAUCCUGCUGAAAACCUUACUCGAAGAGGAGGUUCCAUUAGAGGAAGAAAACGAGGUGGACACAAAUCUGAAACCUGAAGACAAAAAACCAUCAGAUCCCCCUCAUGAAGCUAAAGGUGAAAUGGAAACGGUGACUGAAAACGAUAAAGGUUUGAAAUCGGAAUCCACGGUAGAGAGGUCAUCAGCAAUGAAGAAACAAAAAAGAAUUUCAAGAAAGAAAAGAAAAUAUAUACCUAUCCCGGAUCAGCUGAGAAACCCCUUUGCCUCGCCUGGAAAUAUUGGAUUCGACAUGCCCAAUGCUUAUCAUUCCACAAAUAGUUAUCAACGAUCGCAGCCGUUAGAAAAAUCUCCGAGAAUGUGCUUCCUGCUGUCCUCGGUGCAGCGGGCAAUUCGGUCGAGGUUAAUCAAUGAUCCGCUAAACGUAGUAAGGCUGAUCAGAAGCUUGAGUGCAUCCGUCGAAGUCAUCUUGAGAGCACCUAAAGCACUGUUUUGUACAAUACCCUGUUUGGAAGAUGAAGUGCUGAAUCUGAUCGAGAAGAAGACCCAUUUGACUGAAAUGCAAAAGGUCGAGGAACUACAGGUUUCGCGAUCUCCAAUCCGUUGUCCCGAUUUCGAUUGCCAACGUGUGUUCUUUGUCUCCGAUUUCAAUAACCACCUGCUGAAGGAUCAUCGAACUCUGACCGUAGAACGGAUCAAAUCAAGGCAAACGAAGACCUUUUUUCUGGAUAGCAAUACAACAAAAUUGGACAGGCCCAAAUGCCAUAUGCUCUUGAUGGUUCGGAAUAAGGUUAUUGACAGCCAAGCCAAGCAUAUGAAGGAUCUUAUGCCCAUCCUGCUAAUGAGUGGCCGUACCCAUUUAUCAAAAACCUUUGAACCCAUGGGAUCAAAAGCUGCCAAGAUCAUUAGUCGGAUAAAACCCAAAUCAGAUAUGGAGUUCUUCGUCAUUUGGCUUACGGGAAUUGUGCCGAUUGGUAUGAAACCACUGGCUACCAUUUCACUGUGGUCCAUUCUAGGUCGCAAUACGGCCGAUUGCUUCGCUGUUAAUACCGCCUAUAUAAACGAUAUCAAGGCACCCAACGACGCGGGACACAUCUUCCGCAGAUCAUCUUCGAUUUUCCUGCCCAUGAGCAUGAUCAAUAAGAUGACCAACAAUGGACGCAGGUUCCUGGCCAUUCAGGUACGGGUCUACUGAAGAUCGAUCAACAUAAAAAUCGAACUAAAUCUUACCGUAUUAAUUAUAUAUAUAAUGUUUUA
Drosophila eugracilis is the source of this 2532-nucleotide messenger RNA. RefSeq lists its product as uncharacterized. The record is from RefSeq and is a predicted model, not a curated record. Bases 128 to 2470 code for a protein of 780 amino acids. NCBI's taxonomy places the organism in Eukaryota, Metazoa, Arthropoda, Insecta, Diptera, Drosophilidae. The transcript has a single exon.